This is a messenger RNA of Hylaeus anthracinus, 6889 nucleotides long. RefSeq names its product ly6/PLAUR domain-containing protein 6-like. Gene Ontology annotation, molecular function: acetylcholine receptor regulator activity. The transcript has 6 exons. NCBI's taxonomy places the organism in Eukaryota, Metazoa, Arthropoda, Insecta, Hymenoptera, Colletidae. The coding region runs from base 836 to 1399 and encodes 187 amino acids. The record is from RefSeq and is a predicted model, not a curated record.
GAGGGCACGUAGUCGCGUGGGUUGCGUGUCUGCGCGGACGCACACACCAGUUUCCCCUCAACCAGAAGCGCCUGUACGUGCUUUUCGGGGACACGCUUCCGCAGUUUCCCUCUGCGUGGCUGUGGACUCUGGCAACAGCUUAUAUCCAAACGAUCCACCGCGAUAAAGUUUCUGUCAGGCAAAAUGGAACUGUCGUGGAAACAAACGGAAUCGCCGUGUCUACGAAACUGAUUUGAACUUGGUAUCACCUGCUACCCCGAGCAGCAGCUGAUUCCCGCUGACCCACUCCAGAGAGAUCCGACGCGAAUGGAGUUUCAAGGGAAACGCGGAGGGAUUCGGUGAUCGGCGUGCCAAGGAUCGUAGACCCAGAUUGAUUCGACCGAAUCGAUCGUCGUCGGCGUUGGAUCGAACGACGUCGAUAUUUGCGGGUAUCAUGAGCGCCCGUUCCACGAUCCUGUCGUUGGAACGCGUUUGGACAGCCGUCUGAGAAUGGUCUCUAUAGCUCUCGACGCGGUUCCUGGUGUCUGCGAUUUGUGGUGCACCGAGAGCGCCCGUAUGUGUGUGCCGUGUAUGCCAAGGAUGCACGACGACGCAUAGACCGCCACCGUGAUACGUCGUCCCGCGCGGUUUCUCGUUGCUUACAAGCGGUUGGUACACGGUGUUUGUGGUCGAAAGAGUACCCAGGGAUAGACACAGACAGGGGGAGAACACAGCGUGAAGUGUGAAAGCGGAAGAAGCAGAAAGAGAUCCUCGAGAGAGUAAUGAUCGUGACGACGGUUGCGCGGACAAAUGAACACCUCGGAACAGCGUUUGGGAUAUUCCAAAGAUGUGAGGAAUGAUCACGUGGGUGAUGGUCGGGCUGCUCCUGGCUGCGGAAACUUGCGGCAGAAACGUCCUCUCCGGAAACGGAAACGGGAAGGAGGAGACCAAGCAGAAGGACGACUUGAAGGGAGUCACCGCGGACGAGGAGGACAUCUACCGUCUAACGUGCUACACUUGCGUCAACGUCAGCGAUAACCAGAUGUGCAACGAAUGGGCGAUAGACACACCGUGUCCGGCGGGUGGCCGAGACUUUUGCAGAUCGCUGCACAUUUUGGACAGCAAAGGAAACAGCGUCUUGGUGAGCAAGAGCUGUGCGAGCAGCGAGGAAUGCGGCCCAGCCUCGGUCGGAUGCAUCCCGGUGGACACGCAGCAGAUCUGUAUCAGCUGCUGCGACCUGAGCUACUGCAACAUCGACUCGCCUACCAACGCCACCAACGCGAUUUUCUCGCACAAACGGCGUGCCAAGUCGAAGCCUAAGCGCAAACGACCUGGUAGAAACGGGGUCGAGGGAAGCCGAUCCUACGGAACCGGGGCUCUCUGGCUCCUGGCCUCACUCGUCUAUGCAUAUCACUGCUGAGAGAGCAGCAUCGCGGAAGAACCGGUUAGAAGACACCAAACUUGGAGACCUCGUCGAAACGAUCCUCCAACAGUGUCUCGAUAUGCCCUCCGGGAGAUCCUGGAUUCGUCAGCGGGAUAGUAUCGUCUAUCGGCACCGUCGAAACCAAACAAGCGACUGAUCAACCUUUCACCCUACUCGUACACCCGUUUCCUCCUUUAAUCGCUGCGUAUGCACACUUACCGCCUCUCGUUGUUCCAAUCCACGCCAGGACACGCUCGUCACUCGAACAUAUCUCUCACGCGAACCUCGCGAAGCUUUCUUUCCGCAAGGCUCUAACUAUUAGGGUGUCCCAAUAAAUAUCGCUCAUUUCCGAAACUUCGUCGAACUCUAGGCGUUUUGUUGAGUUUAUCGAUUACUGCGCAAUUUCAAAUAUUUUAUGAUAUUUCCCGAACCUGAAUUCCCCGAGUGAAACGAGUUUUACCUAUAACGAUGUUUUCGCACAUAACUGUAACGAAAACGUUUUCAGCGCCGUUUGUUUACUCGGUAGCUCGUCGACUCGAGCAGCUCACUGUUUAAACGAAUAAUUUCUCAGUGCCUGCAAUAAUCGAGUCACAGAAUAUCGUGCAUACGAAUUCAGUCUUAAGUUUGAGAGAAUACUUUACGAUUUGUCUUUCUCUAAACUGUCUCUAAAAUCAGUUUUUCUUAUUUUCUUAUUCGUCAUUGUGUGAUAUCUUUGAGCUAAUUUUUAGCACAUAAUUUCCUCGUAAUGUUUAUAAGAUCUUUUUUUUAGAUUCUAAACAACUUUCUGGAUUAACUUAACAUUUUUGUUUGUUAUAUUAAUAUUCUGAAAAUAUAUUAACGAAUUUUUACUAAACAUUAAAUAUUUUUUGUUCUAUACUUGAUGUACAAAUCUUUGUCUAUAUUUCCCUAUAUUUCUUAAUAUUUUUAUCGUAAAAUUCGUGCUAGCAGCUAUUUCCUUGAGAAAAUUACAUUAUUGUUUCUGCGUUGUGAGAGAAUUACGUUAUUAUUUCUGCGUAAUGAGAGAAUAUUCUAGAAACACAAAAUAAAUAUACAAACACCUACGAAAUCUAGUUUAAAAUAACAAAGACACGCUAUAACAAACGUUAUUAUUUCUGAAUUAUGAAAUAAUAUUUCACACAUGUAAAAUAAAUAUUAAUACGUCUGCGAAAUCUGGUUUAAAAAUCAAAGUCAACGUUGGGUUAAUCCAUGUCGUUAUUAUCUUUUAUGCUGAAAAAUUUCAUGAAAGGCAUACAACAAAUCAAGAACAAGAAUUUAAAGGUCGUAACAGUUUGACACGGAGAUCGUGUAUCAAAAAAAUCGGUGCUUGAUCCCAUCCGAUAGAAAACUGUUUCCUUAAGAAAACAGAGACGAAGAGUAAUUCCCAGUACGACGAUCUACGGCAGGGAUGCGCCACUGAAAUGUUGCCACAACCUGAAUCGACUUGUAGUCGUAGCUAAGUGGGUCGCAGCAUUUAAAACAUGGAUUUUUUAAGAAAAGAUAAAAUUUGUAUACAGAUUCUCUGGUUAAGUGAAACGACUUUCACCUGGAACGAUGUUUUCAUGGAAAACUGAAAUGAAAACGGCUUCACCACUGUUUGUUUAUUCAGCCCGAGUAACCCGUCGACUCGAACAGCUGACGCUAUAAAAGAAUAAUAUUAUCCUUGGCUACAAUAAUCGAAUCUCGGCAUAUCAUACAUACAAAUUUUCUUUUUAAUCCAAUAGAACGCUACUUCUAAGUCAAUUCUUAUUUAAACUAACUGUCUUCGACAUCAAUUCUUCUUCUUCUCUAUUUGAUUCAUAUUUACGGGCACGUUGUCUUCGACACAAGAAUCUGUUUUAAAAACUGCGCUACAAACUGACGAAUUGAAUUUUUUACGAUCAAUUUACAUAAAACAAAAUUCCUUUUUAUAUCGCUGAAAAUAACAAAGCAUUCUAAAUCAAUUUAUUCAGAGUAGAGAAAUUGCUUGAACUACUCGACUUGCCCAUGUUAUUCUACGAGAAAUAUUGGAUUUCAAUAUUUGUUAUGAUUAUUUUUUGAAUUAUGAUUUCAUGCAUUUAAUUAAUAAAGUUGAACUUCGUUUAAAGAAGAUAUUUAAUUAAUAAACUUAUGGAACACUACAGAAGACCAUAGGUGCUCUAUCCCUGGUAUGGACUAGCCACCGGGUGACUUAUAAUUUUAAUUAUAGAAUUAUAAUUAAAAUUUCAAAAACAUCACAUUUCGAUAUUCACCUGAUUUUAAAAAUAAGCAUAGUUAAUUCAUUGGGAUAUUUUUUAUUUGAAAUGACAAUUCGUUUAAUUGUCAUCUGCAAUAAAUGUGAUUGCUGCAUUUCUUACAUAAAUACACAAAAAUUUUAAGUUUUAGCUUCUGAACAAUUUGUGGCGAAUACUAAACAAAUUCAAUUUUGUAAGACUGAAAAGUAGCGAAACGAAUCUUUUUAAAUCCGUGUUACCUACGUCUCUUGCUAAUGUCAAGACGUUUUAUAUCUAAGAAUUUACAAAAUGACCCAACCGUUAGAGGAUAAUACGCCCUACUAUCAAAUCAUAUUCUAUUCAAAUUAUGACGUACUUUUUCAUAAUUUGAAAUGAUAUCUGAUUUUCCAAUAGCAAUUAAAAUUUUAUAAAAGUUUUACAAACCAGACAAAAAAUCAUUUCCUCUAUUUUCUCUUAAAAAACAGAAAAUGAGGUAAAUUCUUCGUUAUUCCGUUCUUCUUAUAAUUUUAUUUCUCUUAUUUACGACUAAUUUGUAUUCAUCAUGAAGCUUCCUUUUCUUUGCCCACUUUCUUGUCAAUAAUUUUCGUUCUCUUUUCUUAAUUUCACCAAGUAACACACAACUCGUGCAAAAAAACUACCACGACGCAACCGUUUGAUAAAUUUGUCUCGAGAAGUGGGCGUAUUGUCCAGUUUCACUGUACAAUUAAUUUCGAUAGGUGUUUCAAAGCGACUGAAAUUGCGCAAUGGUUUUUGGGACACCCUGACGUCUCUGUUUGUCCUCGUCGACGGUGCAAGAUAAAUUGCGUAUCGCAGGCGGAGUCGUAGCGUAUUAUUACACGUCGACGAUGCAUCUUAGCGGCGUAAGGUAGCCGAAUUAGAAUCCUUCUCGUCUUUCCCUUCGUUAAACCGGGUACCGAAGAAUAAUCGCUCAUUCGCCGCCGAACGAAAGCGCCAGAGGAUCCUCCCGAAUUAUCUCGGAGGACGAUGAAAAAACCCUGUCUGCGACACUUGUAGUCGACGUUCGAGGGCCGUUCGGAGUCUCUCAGUGAUGGAAAAAAAGGAAUUGUUCUCUUCUCGUAGUAGCGUAGUUGCUAUGCCUUCUUAGAAACGAAAAGAAAUCUAUGGUGUAAGUUCGUGUUUAAGGAUCGAACGAGCUCCCGUCGUCGCCGAAAGGACGAAACGAAAGAUCACACUUCCGCGCGACUUACUUAAUUAGUUGUAUAGGCUCGGUUUCGUUUCGAUCGGAUGCGUGGCUAACCUCGUUUCGAUAAAACGAAACAUUCGGACGCAACGGUAGAGAGAAAAACGACGAUUCUCAUUUCGGAAGCCCUGAUUCGAGAACGUCAUUUCGUCUACGCGCGAGAAAUGAAACGUUCGAUAAACAUCCCCGCUGAUUCGUUCAGAAUUUCGGUACCUGCCGAUCGAUCGAUCGUUAUCAUCGAGGCACUUGUUAAAGCGAACCUGCAAACAUUCGCAAACUGUUUCGUUUGGUACGGUGAUUCUUAACCUCAGUACCCCGAAACAAACUUUCUCCAAAUCGUAGUCAAAAUUGACGUUUACAGGUCUGAGAUAAAUGGUGGAACUGGAAAUGGAAACUACGCAAUUUCCCCAUACUGUUAAUGAAAAAAUUAUUUUCCUCCUGCUUCCAAAUAUAAAAUUAUAGAUAUUAUUAUUAUUUAUUGUCGUUUGCUUUGUGAAUUUACAAAUACUACAACUGAUUUUUACAAAAUUUCAAAUUUAUUUGAAUAUAUCCUCCCUUGUAGAACACAGUAAAACACAGACAUCAAUUUGAAAAUCUUUGUUUCUUUAGAUUGAUGUUUUUUUUUACACUGCUUUGCUAAAAGAACCCAAAUAAUACACAAUCAAAAUGUUUAAAAUAAAUUUAUAUUCAAACCGAUGCUUCUUUCAGGUCAAUUUAUUUCUUUUACUCGAUUUAAUUUACAAGCAAUAUAUUAUUAACUUUUUAUUAAUAGAAUAAUUUACGGUUAAAAACUACACCGCGGGUUUAAAAAGGUUAAGAACCACUGGUUUAAAACAUAAGGUAGCAAACCACAUUUCCCCAUUCCCUUCCCGAGUCACUCACCAUUGACUGGAACCCCUAAUUGUAAGUGCUCGUACGAAUCGAUGAUUCUCUCCUUUCCUGUGAAAUGAAUAUACGUGUAUAAACACUUUGAAAAGUCGUUCGAACAUGAGGUAAUUCUUGUGAAUAUUUAAAACGUUGCACGUGUGUCUAUUAAUCCUACAUAAUUAUUUCUACGAUACUGUUUAAUCCCUUUGUAUCCAGGGAAUCAUUUUUUAUACAAACCAGUUUCAAACAAUUCAUGUUAUUACCACAUCCAGUAAGCUCAGUGAAUACAUUACUUGUAACUAUGUUGAAUUAACAAUUUUAAUUAAAUUUAAAAAAAAAUUUCGUUUUCAAACUUUAUCAUAUUUGCAACAAAACAGACUGACGUUCAAAAAAGUAAAGUACAAUCAUCGCACCUACAUCAUGGUACGAAGGGAUUAAUACAACUUUUCUAAUUCAUCUUUUGAACAAACUAAUUACAUUUAUAAGUACUUCAUAUGUGUUACAUAACUAUCGUAUUAUUUCUUUUGCUGAACCAAUUUUAAUCUGUCUAAUGGACAAGACAAAAUUCAUAACUAUUCCUAAAUAUUGUUUACUGCGCUGCUUAUGAUAUUAAUACUAUUUAUUGAAACGGCAGGCCUCGUCCAAACGAACCCCGUAAUCUUAGAAAAUUUCUUUGAAACAGUGAGAGCGUUUUAAGUUUGUCUCGCAACUACCUCCUCGCGAUACUCGAUUUUCCGAUUCUCCGGGGGAAAAGUCCGAGACUCGGAAGCGACACUUUGUUCUUUCCGAAAUCAAUUUUCUUUGCGACUCUUGUCGUACGAGCAGAAGCGAGGACGUUCGGUUUCGUCGGUAAGAAGUUUCUUAAAGGGAAAAGUUGACGCGUCACAUGCCGGCGAAUCACGAGCUCGCUCCCGUGCAGUGUUUGGCAAACAGGUAUGCAAAUCACGAAUUAUACAAGCGUGGCGCGCGCUCGGGUUUGAAUUAUCGAUAAACUGGAAUUACGCGUACCUAAAAGCUGUUUACAUACCUACAGACUCGCCUACUACAGACUAUUUAUUGCUAUUACGAUCACUAACAAUUAUAUACAUAAACAAAUAAAUGAAUGAAUGAAUGAAUAUAUAUAUUAUGAUAUAGAAAUUAUACAUUGUUUCGGCAUGAAGAUGUAAGAAUACUGUUGGUAAUGAAAUAAAGAAAACUAUACUUGUCAGA